Messenger RNA from Owenia fusiformis, 1012 nucleotides. The record is from the annotation of a GenBank genome assembly. NCBI's taxonomy places the organism in Eukaryota, Metazoa, Annelida, Polychaeta, Sabellida, Oweniidae.
GAGUGUCGCAUGGACAUCACCGUUCACCAAAGGGUGUCACAAAGACUGAGCUGUUGAACUGAGAGGGCCUAAUACUACACCGAAGAUGAAUCUCAUGACAGUAGCUUUAGCCUUUAUCCUGUCUGUUUUGACAGUCUAUGCUGCCAAAUCAUGUGACAAUGAUGAUGACUGUAAGCCUGGAUCUAAAUGUAAUGAUGCCACUGGCCUGUGUGCAAAACCUUGUGACAAUGAUGAGGACUGCAAGCGUGCAUUUAACUGCAAUAAUGCCACUGGCUUUUGUGCAAGACCAUGUGACAAUGACGGGGAGUGUAAGCUUGGAUUUUAUUGCCCUAAAACUAACUUCUGUGAGAAGCAGGUUUUUCCAGGUGAUAUAUGUGAAACGAACCGCCAUUGCAAGGGAGCUUCAACCUGUGAAAACACAACAGACAGUGCACCAGAAGUGAAAGUAUGUACUGAGAGAUGCAGAACAGAUGUUGACUGCGAGCAGUAUGGUAAAAAAUCCGGUAAAGGAAAACCCGGUAAAGGAAAACCCAAAUUAAAGUACUGUACUACUGGUGGGCUGGCAUCACUAGAGAAAGGGUACUGUGUGCCAACAAAAGAAGAAGGAGAGGACUGCAACAGGAGCCCAGAAUGUGAAGGCAAACUUUUCUGUAAACAUGGCACGUGUUUAGAGGCAGCAGAAGCUGUUACGUGUGAACUUGAUUGUAAUGGUCCAAGAGAGAAGAACCCAAAACAUAUUAAACCAGGAGAAACAGUGAAUGUCACUUACUCAUGUACCUUUGUGAGGAGGGGAGAGUUUGGACCACUGCCCAUCAAAGCAUCUUUGCUUCUUAACAAGAAGACCAAGAUUGGACAAGCCCAAGGAGAAUCUCCAGUGACAAUCAGUGGUUCAAGACUAAUGAACGACACAAGAACGGGGGAAUUUUCAGCAGAAAUACACGGGAUCAUGAAAAGAUGUAGAAACCAUCGUAAAAUAUGCAGAGCAUCGAGGCGAUGUAUACUGAAAGCUUGA